ACAAGACAUAACACGCAUGUCCAAUAAAUCAAUCUACUUAAGUCCUAAUAUUUAAACAUAUUUGAAGAGACAAACAUUCAUACUGCAAUGUGUAUGUGCGUAUCUAUAAACAGCGUAUGAUAUUUCAAAAUAUGUUCCAAUUAUAGUUGGCAUACACAUACAUUUAUUAUGGAUUAGUGGUACCACAAACAUUCUGGAUAAAAGUACUUUUUGAGGAUUUAUGCGCUGUUUGUUGACCCAAGGAACCUCUUAAUACAUAGUAUCUAUGGUGGGACACACUGUCCUGAAGGCUGGUCGACUUGACGUCAAAUCGCCGUCGACGUCGUCCUUUGCACGGGGUUGGCGACUACCGCCAUGGAAGACGCGUAGAGUAGAAUUUGUGAAGGAAGGUGAUCAGCUUGAACUACGCAUCUACAAGGAAAAAUCACAUGACCUCGUAGACACUUACUUGCUAAAUGACAUCACUGACGUCACGAUGGUGGCGUCAAAGACGCACGCCCACGCGUUCGAGCUGCUGUCACGCGGAACAUCGGUGCUUGUCUUGUCUGGGGAGACGGAACUAGAGAGUCGCGACUGGAUCUGGAACUUCCGGCGCGUAUUCUGGCCGCACGCCAUCCCGCAAACAGACGAUACUGAAAAGCUGUCCUUGCAACUAUUCCCGACGGGCGAUUCCUCUCGAAUCAACCUGCCGGCCGGUAUCUACAGCACGCGCGUGUCGCUGGUUGCCAUAGAGCUAAACUUGGUGACACGCUGUGACCCCGGGGACCGCAGCUGCACUCCCGUGGAGCCAUUCAACACCGGACCUGCCGUAGAAAAGAUCCGACUUCCGCUAACGACGCUGGGCCCCUUACGGGUGUUCCGGAAGGAUGCAGAUAUUCACUUCACCGUAGAAACACUACCGGAUUUUGAAUACGGUGUCCUUACGUUGGAGUUUAUGACGUCAGACGGUAGCGAACAGACGACGCAUGACGUCAUCAACGUGGUGAAGAGCGCGCUGUUCCAGGCGACCAGUAACCUUCACGACUGCAUCUCGAGUUCCACGUGGAAUCUCCACAAAGAGACAUGACAUGAUUCCUGUAUUCUUGUAAUAUUAGUGAUUGUAUAAUUUAUUAUUUAGCUUUAUAAGAAUGGUUAGAUAAUUCGUUGAAACAAUCGAUCUACAUACAGGGCGUGUUCUCGUGCUACAAUAGUUGUAACGUAAGGACACGUUUUAAUCACUUCAGCAUGCUAGCAAAUUUUCAACAUAAAAUGUACAUGCAUCCACGGUAUCCGAAAUACAUCUUACUUACUUACAUAAAUAAAUAUACAGUCGAAUCCCGUUGGCUCGAACUUCCAGGGACCGGCGAAAAAUACCUCGAGCCUAGGAAAAUUCGAGCCAAGCGGAAUUGUUUCCCUCAGUUUAAAGAAAUCGGUUCUUUACAUCUAGUUUGAGCCAAUGAGGAAUUCGAGCCAACGGGGUUCGACCUUAUUGCCUUAUCUCACAUAUCGUAGUAAUACGUCCAUUUAAAUUAUGUUUUGUGAUAACACUGCUUGAAUAAGACAUAUGAUAUUUUCUGUGCAAUAUAUUGUACACCAUGGUAUUUUUAUUUAUAAAUGUUCGUAUUUUCUGAAAUAAAACUUAAAAAAAUGUU
Messenger RNA from Mya arenaria, 1631 nucleotides. RefSeq lists its product as uncharacterized. The transcript is spliced from 5 exons. Lineage: Eukaryota; Metazoa; Mollusca; Bivalvia; Myida; Myidae. Bases 266 to 1066 code for a protein of 266 amino acids. The record is from RefSeq and is a predicted model, not a curated record.